Mercurialis annua (annual mercury) is the source of this 2688-nucleotide messenger RNA. RefSeq lists its product as uncharacterized. NCBI's taxonomy places the organism in Eukaryota, Viridiplantae, Streptophyta, Magnoliopsida, Malpighiales, Euphorbiaceae. The transcript is spliced from 6 exons. Gene Ontology annotation, biological process: intracellular signal transduction. The record is from RefSeq and is a predicted model, not a curated record. Bases 245 to 2281 code for a protein of 678 amino acids.
UUUGAUUUGGCUAAUUCUUAAGUUAGAUUCAGAUACGCAAAAAAGAUAGAAUUUGUCUCUGCAUAUUUGACCUCUUCUUGCCUUCUUUUUUGGGCUUGAUUUUGAGACGUGAUCAUUUGAUUCUUUCUUUAUACCUCCCAAUCUAAUAUAAAUAUACUCCAAUUCACCAUCAACCUCUUUAACUUUCUUAUUCUCUUCCACUCUGCUUCAUCGGAGCUCUACCGUUUAAUUUCUCCUCGAGGAAAUGGAUUUAUUAUUAGCCAAUAACGCAGCUGAUUCAAUGAAAAUCAACGGAAAGAUCGAGGUGGAAGCUCCAACUUUGAAUGAUGAGAAACAAUUACUAGAAGGAGAUGAUCGGAGACGGCGGGAACAUGUUGCAGAAGAAGGUGGUGAUCAUGAGGAGAUCAGAAUAUCCGAUGCUGAUUCUCGUGUUCCUGAGAAUUCGGAUGAUGAUGGAAUUCAAAUGAGGUGUCACGUGUCAAAAAAGGAGGACGUAGCCGUUAUAAAUGAAAAUAAAACCUUACAGAUGAUUCAACCUCACUCCCAGCUCCCAAAACCAGAGCCUCCUAACAAUAACAACACCCAUGCUUUAACCCGAUCCAAAUCCUUACCGGACAAUUCCACUCUCGAUAUGCCUUCUUCUAUCGGAAAAUUCUUCAAGGAGAUUCGAAGCAGCAGCGUUUCCGCCUCCAUUGUAAGCCGUUUAUCUUCUUUAAAUUUCAAAAAUAAUCCCCGCGAUGGUAGUGAUGUGGAUGGUGAUGACAUGAACAACAACACCGGCGCGACGGAGUUCAGCAUUUCGGGGCUCAAAGUGGUAGUGAGACUCAAAAGCGAAGAGGAGUCUAUUAAUGCUAGUAGUAAAGGAAGGAUAAGUUUCUUCUCUAGGUCCAAUUGCAGGGACUGCACCGCGGUUCGGUCAUUUUUCAGAGACAAAGGAUUGAAAUUUGUUGAGAUUAACAUCGAUGUGUUUCCGAUGAGGGAGAAAGAGCUUAUUGAGAGGACUGGAAAUGCUCAAGUGCCUCAGAUUUUCUUCAAUGAUAAACUGUUGGGAUGUUUAGUAGCUUUGAAUUCGCUGAGAAACAGUGGAUGUUUCGAGCAGAAGCUCAAGGAGAUGCUCGUGAGCAAAUCAUGCGGCGGCAGUGGUGAUGCGCCUGCAAUUCCUGUUUAUGGAUUUGAUGAUCCUGAUGAUGAGGAUGAAGCCAUGGACGAGACAGUGGGGAUUGUGAGGCUUCUGAGGCAGAGAUUGCCAAUUCAGGACCGCCUGAUGAGGAUGAAAAUUGUGAAAAACUGUUUUUCUGGUUCGCAGAUGGUGGAGCUGCUCAUUCAUCACUUGGACUGCGGCAGAAAGAAGGCUGUGGGAAUUGGUAAGCAGCUAGCAAAGAAGCACUUCAUUCAUCAUGUCUUUGGGGAAAAUGACUUUGAAGAUGGAAACCACUUUUAUCGUUUUCUUGAGCACCAACCCUUCAUUCCCAAAUGCUACAACUUUCGAGGGUCUACAAAUGACAGAGAACCUAAAUCAGCAAUUAAGGUUGGUGUAAGGCUCAACAAAUUGAUGUCCGCAAUUCUCGAGUCGUAUGCCUCUGAUGAUAGGAGCCAUGUUGAUUAUGCCCGCAUCAGCAUAAGUGAGGAAUUUAGAAGAUACAUAAAUUUGGUUGAAAAUCUUCAUAGGCUUGAUAUAUUAGAACUCUCAACAAAUGAGAAACUGGCCUUCUUCUUGAACUUGCAUAAUGCUAUGGUCAUCCAUGCUGUAAUUAGAGUAGGGUGUCCAGAAGGGGUCGUUGACAGGAGAUCAUUCCACUCGGAUUUCCAGUAUAUUGUGGGAGGCUUUUCUUACUCGCUAAACGCUAUAAAGAAUGGAAUCCUUAGAAAUAAUCGAAGAAGUCCCUACUCGCUGGUAAAGCCUUUUGGUGCUGGAGACAAGCGCUUGGAGAUAGCUCUUGAGAAAGUGAAUCCAUUGAUCCAUUUUGGACUGUGCAACGGAACAAGGUCAAGCCCCACAGUGAGAUUUUUCACACCCCAAGGAGUUGAAGCUGAACUUAAAUAUGCUACAAGGGAAUUCUUCCAAAGAAAUGGAAUGGAGGUGGACUUGGAAAAGAGGACAGUUCAUCUUACAAGGAUCAUCAAGUGGUUCAACAUGGAUUUUGGGCAAGAAAAAGAAAUUCUCAGAUGGAUUAUCAACUACUUGGAUGCAACUAAAGCAGGCCUUUUGACACAUCUUUUAGGAGAUGGAGGCCCUGUCAAUAUUGUGUAUCAAAACUACGACUGGUCUGUCAAUUCCUGAUUAACCUACAUACUCCACAUACCGUUAGUGAGAGGCUUGCGGAUGGGACAGUUGUACAUAAUUCCCAAAAUUUGAAGCCAUCAUCUGGCCAGGACAGGAAACUACAGAUUUAAAAGCAAUUUAAACAAUUUACUUUUUUGAUUCAAAAAUGCAAGCAAUGUUUUUGGUUUUUCAGAGGGAAGAAAAAAAAGUAGCUAUAAAAAAGUUCUGCUGUUCUAUGUUUUUAUUCUCAUUUCUGUUUUCUGCUUCUGCUGCCUUUCAAUAGAAGUGACAGCAGCAAAAUCACAUAUCAAAAAACCUAUAUUGGAUCUGAGAUUAUGUUCCUUCUUUUUUCUUUUGAGGAAAGAUUAUGUUUCUUUUUUAAUUGUAUGAAUCUCAACAUGACCCAAAGACCUUUCUAGUUUUCA